This is a messenger RNA of Oryza sativa Japonica Group (Japanese rice), 2672 nucleotides long. Its product is annotated as pentatricopeptide repeat-containing protein At5g61400. NCBI's taxonomy places the organism in Eukaryota, Viridiplantae, Streptophyta, Magnoliopsida, Poales, Poaceae. Gene Ontology annotation, molecular function: protein binding. The record is from RefSeq and is a predicted model, not a curated record.
CAGACCGCACUACCCUCUGCCGUUUUGCGUGCGGGCUGCGGCGGCCUUCCCUCCCGAAGGCGAACCCUAUGCCGCCCUCUCCGCCGCUCCGCCACCUCCUCUCCUUCCGCCGCCGCCCCCUCGCCCCGCGCUUCCUCCUCCUCCCCCGCCGCUUCUCCGCCUCCGCAUCCGCCUCGGCGCUGCAGGCCGCCACCCCGCCCCCCUCAUCCUCCUCCGCCGCUCGCCUCGCCGCCGCCGUGCACGGUUCCGCCGCGUCCGGGGACUUCGCGCACGCCAUCCGUUUGACGAAACACCUCGUCCGUGCCUCCUCCUCCCCAAGCCAUCGCCCCGGCGCCGCCGGCGCCGCCGCCGCCGCGGCGCUCGCCUCCACCUCCGCGUCGCCGGCCCCCGCGCUCGGCGUGCUCGUCAUCGCGCUCUCCCAGAUGGCGCUCCCCGACGAGGCGCUCUCCGUCUUCGGCCGCCUCCGAGAGCUGCCGGCAUUGCCGGCCUGCAACGCGAUCCUCGACGGCCUCGUGAAGGCGCACAUGCUCGCCCGCGUAUGGGAGCUGUUCGACGAAAUGCUUGGUCGGGGGAUGGUGCCGAGUGUGGUGACUUACAACACGCUCAUCAACGCGUGUCGGCAUCAGGGCGAUGUGGCGAAGGCUUGGGAGGUCUGGGAUCAGAUGGUAGCUAGACGGAUUGAUCCAAAUGUGGUCACAUAUACGACAAUGAUAUGUGCACUCUGUGAGGAGGACUGCAUUGGUGACGCUGAGGGGCUUUUCCUUGAGAUGAAGGAAGCAGGGAUGCGGCCUAAUCUAUACACAUACAAUGCAUUGAUGAGCAGCCACUUCAAGAGAGACAACAUCAAGCAUGCGCUUGUGUUUUAUUACGACUUGCUGAAGUGUGGUCUUGUUCCAAAUGAUGUGAUCUUUACCACUCUAAUUGACGGUCUCUGUCAGGCGAACAGGAUAACCGAAGCAAAGAAUAUAUUUCUGGACAUGCCCAGGUAUGAGGUUGCUCCAACUGUGCCUGUGUACAACAGUUUGAUCCACGGAGCUUUUAGGUCUGGAUACGCACAAGAAGCAUUAGCAUUUUUCCAGGAGAUUAUUCGCAAAGGGUUGCGCCCGGAUGAGUUCACCUGCAGCAUAGUUGUAAGAGGCCUCUGUGAUGGUGGGCAAAUGCAGGUUGCCACCAGGUUUCUUGAAGUAAUGCAACAAUCUGGUAUUGCACUGAAUGCGGCUGCUUACAAUGUGCUGAUUGAUGAGUACUGCAAGAGUGGAAAUUUGGAUGAAGCUCUCGUGACAUGCACAAGAAUGAGCGAGGUUGGAGUAGAGCCCAAUGUGGUGACAUACUCCUCCUUGAUAGAUGGGCACUCGAAGAAUGGGGAAAUGGAAAUAGCAAUGGCUAUAUACACAGAGAUGGUAGCUAAAGGGGUCGAACCUAAUGUCGUGACAUACACUGCUCUGAUUCAUGGCCAUGCCAAGAAUGGUGACAUGGAUGCUGCUUUUUGGUUACAGAAGGAGAUGGAAGAGAAAGGCAUUUAUUCAAACGCAAUAACUGUGUCAGUUCUUGUAGAUGGUCUGUGCCGAGAAAAUAGGGUACAAGAUGCAGUCAGAUUCAUCAUGGAAUACUCAGGGCAGAAGAAAUCUGAGAAAAACCCUUCAAUUGCAAACAGUGUGACAUAUAUGACCUUGAUAUAUGGUCUCUAUAUAGAUGGUCAAUACAACGAAGCCUGUCACUUCUUCUCUUGUAUGAGAGAUUCUGGUAUGGUGCCUGAUAGAUUCACUUACACACUCGUGAUUCGUGGACUGUGCAUGCUUGGCUAUGUCUUGAAUGCGAUGAUGCUCUAUGCUGAUAUGGUUAAGGUUGGUGUUAAACCCACAAAAUGCGCCAUGGUCUGCCCUGAUAUUUGGUCAAGAGAAUCAGUUGACCACCGCAUGACCUGAAACUCCAUCACUAAUGAAAUCCAUAUGGGAAAUAAAGUGUAGAUAAUAUUGAACUCACUGAUGACAGAUCACAGCCUACAGAAAGUCAACUCAAUUAUUAGCUUGAGCUAGACAUGCGUUGUGUGAGAAGCUGGGAGAUGGGAGGAGUUGCCGAACACGAACGGUUGGUCGGACAAACAGUAGAUUGUCCCUCCUGCUGAGUUUUCCAGGAGCAGCUGUUUUAAAACUGCAGAAGUGCAGAUAGCCAAGAUUUUCCCAACUGCCCAUCAGAAAAGAUAUAUCAUGGAUGGUUCGCAGAUGAUGCCCUUUUCAGGAUGUUGCAUUUGGUGCAGAUCGAAAUCUGUGUAUAUGUAUUGUAUCUGUCAGUAUCUGUCCAUACUUGGCCUAUUGAUCAUGCAAGUAUUGUCUGUGGCAUGAGUUCUGGCCUGUUCAAAACUUCAAUAUGUUUCUUUGGACUAUCAGCCAGGCUAUUAAAAUAUUUGAUAUGCUCUCGCUGUGAUACACUAUCUUCUGCAGAAGGAGUAAGAACUGAUCCCAUAGUCUGCUGCUGGCAGGCGACACCUUAGGGUUUAUAUCUGCAAAACUGCAAAUGGCUCAUGUCUUUUCGAAUGACUCUAGCCAGAUGUAUUCCGUGGCGGCACCUCAGUUUAUAUGUGCAAAAUUGCAAAUGGCUCAUGCCACAUGUAUUACCGUGUAUUUAACCACUUUAUGUUGUCCCAAAAGAAGUGGUAGAAAUUCGUGUUUACA